AUGGCAAUAACACAACAUUUAUCUCACGUUAUGCAACAACUUAUGGGCAAUGAGAUUACUCAAGUGGGAUCCAGUCAAUCUAAUGGAGUAUCAAAUUCGAAUUCCAAAUAUAAGGAGGUUUACAAAUACGAGGCACCGCAUACACUGUACUCUACUGGUUGGUCUCAGCAUCCUGAUCCAGCAAAGAAGUUUCGCUUGGCAUUAGCUAGCUUCAUCGAGGAAUACAAUAAUAAGAUUUCAAUAGUGAAGCUUGAUGAAGACAUUGGUGAAUUUGUCGACUAUGGCAGCUUCGACCAUCCAUAUCCAGCUACAAAGGUCAUGUGGAUUCCAGACCAGAAAGGUAUAUAUCCAGACUUGAUUGCUACAACAGGAGAUUAUUUACGUCUAUGGCGCGUAGGUGGUGCUGAUGGAGCACAGAUUGAAGUUUUUCUUAAUAACAAUCGCAGCAGUGAAUACUGUGCUCCAUUGACGUCAUUUGAUUGGAAUGACGUAGAUGUUGGCUUGAUUGGUACUUCAAGUAUCGAUACGACGUGCACCAUUUGGCAAGUCGAGACCGGUCAGGCAAUCAGUGUUGCACGAUCAACGGAAGGUACCGUAAAGACACAGCUGAUCGCUCAUGAUAAGGAAGUAUUUGAUAUUGCUUUUACAAGAAUGGCGAGCGGUCGCGAAAUAUUUGCUAGAGCCGAUGGAAGCCUAAGAAUGUUUGAUUUGCGCCAUCUUGAGCACUCAACAAUUAUGUUUGAGGAACCAUCACAUGCUCCUUUGUUACGCUUGGAAUGUAAUAAGCAAGAUUGCAAUUAUAUAGCUACAUUUGUUCAAGAUUCUACAGAAGUGAUAAUUCUUGAUGUACGUAUUCCUUGCACACCUGUCGCAAAAUUGGAUAAUCAUCGGGGACGCGUAAAUGGCAUGGCCUGGGCACCGCAUUCUUCAUGUCAUAUUUGUACAGCAGGUGGUGACAGUCAGGCAUUAAUUUGGGAUAUUCAUACGAUGCCUCGACCUGUUGACGAUCCUAUUUUGGCUUAUCAAGCUAACGGCGAGAUUAAUCAGGUGCACUGGUCGACUGCCUUUCCAGACUGGAUAUCAAUUUGUUAUAAAAACAUGCUAGAAAUAUUGCGAGUGUAA
This is a messenger RNA of Brugia malayi, 1122 nucleotides long. RefSeq lists its product as uncharacterized. The transcript is spliced from 10 exons. Bases 1 to 1122 code for a protein of 373 amino acids. Gene Ontology annotation, molecular function: protein binding. The record is from RefSeq and is a predicted model, not a curated record. Lineage: Eukaryota; Metazoa; Nematoda; Chromadorea; Rhabditida; Onchocercidae. Gene Ontology annotation, cellular component: nucleus.